GCUAUGCAGUCGCUUCAAAAUCCCUUCUGCUUCAUUCUGCAGGUUCGUAAAUACCCAUCUUUUCACGUUAAACGAUCCUGUAAUGGCUUUCUGCUGCUCCUCCAGUGCCCGCUGGUUUUUCUUAGAAUUGCUUAUAUGUGUGUUCACGUUUUUAAGUUACUUUUGUUGUCUGGGGACGUUGAAUUAAACCCCGGCCCUAUCACUAACGCUGAUAUUCUGGCUGCCAUUGCUGAACAGUCUUCUAAAAACGAUGCGCGUCAUACCGAAAUGGUUGACAUGCUAAAUCAGGUCAAAGAUAACCAGCAUCAGCUAGAACUAAAAGUGUUAGACAUCAAUUCAAGACUUGCAGCAGUCGAAUCACUUGUAGAAUUACUAGAUGUGCCAAAGCAUCCUACUGAACUGUCUAAUGUUGUUAGUGAGGCCGUCCGAGGCGAAACUACCGUUCUGAAUUCAAGACUUAAUGAGCUUGAAGAUAGAUCCCGUCGUGACAAUUUACUUUUCUACGGUAUCGCCGACACCCUUUCCGAAGACUGGUCGCAGUCAGAAUCUCAUAUCCGCGAUAAUCUUUCCACAAUGUUAGGACUAGAUCUACCUGGCGAGGCAAUAUCCCGUGCUCACAGAUUAGGCUCAUACUCAACUAAUAAAUGCCGGCCAAUAAUUGUUAAAUUCUCUUCCUCUAAAUUCAAGGCGAAUGUGUUUUCUCAGCGUUUUAAGUUGAAAGGAACAGGAAUUUCAGUCAGUGAGGAUUUCUGUCCGGCUACGCGGCAGUUACGUAAAAAGUUAAUCGAUUUCGGUAAAGGCACCGGUCAGAGGUUCUCGCUCAAACUAAACAGGCUGCACGUUAAUCAAAAGGUGUAUACUUACUGCCCUGUAACAGAUUGUGUUUGCGAAGUGACUCCUAGUCACGCUCGUGAAGCUAACAACGCCGCGUCUCUCUCUCCGGGUGCCAAUAAUACAGUUUCCGCGCCGCAACCGGGCAUCGAUAACGCAGUUUCCGCACCUGGUGCAAGCAAUUAUAAUUCACACGCGUCAUCAACAUAACU
Ixodes scapularis (black-legged tick) is the source of this 1043-nucleotide messenger RNA. RefSeq lists its product as uncharacterized. The transcript has a single exon. NCBI's taxonomy places the organism in Eukaryota, Metazoa, Arthropoda, Arachnida, Ixodida, Ixodidae. The record is from RefSeq and is a predicted model, not a curated record. The coding region runs from base 4 to 1041 and encodes 345 amino acids.